Cuscuta epithymum is the source of this 365-nucleotide messenger RNA. NCBI's taxonomy places the organism in Eukaryota, Viridiplantae, Streptophyta, Magnoliopsida, Solanales, Convolvulaceae. The record is from the annotation of a GenBank genome assembly.
GGGAAACAACAUUAUGUUAGCCGUAGCUAAAGAUGGAAAGAUCAAAGUUCAAUUUGAUUCGGCAAGGAAAACAUGGAAGGCAGUAGGGCCAAAAGCUUCUUGGUGGUCAAGCGCAAUAGGCAUACACACUCGGGACUGUUGUGAUCCGUUCUACGAUAAGUGGGACGAUGUUCCAGCCUGUCAAAAAGCUAUGAUUCGACAUAGGAUGUUGGACUGGUUUGAGUGCGAUAAUGACAAGCUUUUUGAUGAAGUAUUGAUUCGAGAUGCUCGAGAGUCCUACAACGAUUGGAAAAGUGAUUUAUCUGUGUAUUUCAAGAACAAAGGAGGAAUGCAAGUUAAGAGACCUAUAAAUGUACGAAGUGAUG